AUGGAUGAAGACACUGCCACCGAUCCCUGUUUCGGCAAUCAUUUCACUCGAUACAUUCUAAACGAAUUUCUGGGCUACGGUGACAUCCUGAUUGGAAGUGUGAAACGACUGGCAGAGACCGAGUCCACCAAAGGCUACAUGCGUAAUGUGGUCACUGGUGAGCAUUAUCGGUUUGUCAACAUCACCAUGUCCAGAUCGUCCUAUCUGGCUGCUGCUUUCAUUAUGUUUAUCUUUGUAAGUCAAUUCUAUUUUUAA
Protopolystoma xenopodis is the source of this 255-nucleotide messenger RNA. The record is from the annotation of a GenBank genome assembly. NCBI's taxonomy places the organism in Eukaryota, Metazoa, Platyhelminthes, Monogenea, Polystomatidea, Polystomatidae.